AUGGAUGCUGGACUCACAGGCAAGGUAGAAACGUCUUCACAAAGAACUAUAACAUUGGAGUCCCUAUUAGAUGCACAGGCACCAAAAGGCAGCUUUCAAGAGCACGGAUGUAAUCGAAAGGCAUCGGAAACAGACGUCUUCGUGCUCCACCCCGUGCCUGUCAGCAAGCAGCCACGUGGACAAAUGUCUCGGGUCAAAGAAGCCUGUCUGGAGUUGGUCGCUAUUCUCCUGCAACAGGAUGUCAAUGGGUUCUUCCAUUUUGUGCCGAAAAGGGUUGGACAGCUGGCCUAUGGUACUCACCUCUCACCAAGUGGUGGCUAUCGCGAGGACCGUCGCAAUCGGGUUAUCCCUUACACAUACCUUAACUAUGGUCCAUUUGCGAGUUUUGGACCCACUUUUGACAGCGGUGCUUCCAACUGCAGUCCAGAAGCGAAUCAACUCCUUCUCUCGACCUCCUGGCUCCCCGCCCGCAUGCUCUACUCUCUUGAGUCACGUGGGGAUUCCGAGAAAAGCCAUAUCAAUGAGUGCCCGUGGAGCAAGCUCCGUUGUGUUGUUGAAGCAGAGGACGAUGGGGAAUUGCAGGCUGCAUUGUCUGACUGUGCGGCAGAGUGGAAAGAGGCGCAGGAUUCGAGCGAGGUUUUGGACGAAAUCAUUCCGUCGGUGAUAUGUGGCGAGCAUCCCGAUGGGGACUUCGGGCUGUAUCUUGCCAAUGCCAUUACUAGGAAUCUGCCUAAAGUUUCGGAAGGUGUAGAAAUGGUGGAAUUGUCUACUGAGGCUGCUACCAUAACACCAGAAAUAACUGCAUUUGAUGACGAGGAUGGAUCAAAUGAGGUCUCGGAUUCUGCAAACGCGCAUUUACUGGCGGAGUCGGCGCGUCUGUUGCGAGACCUUUACAAUGCCCAGCACCGGCGUCUUAGCGAUUUUUCAGCCCCAGCGUUGGCUGAGGAACGCAACCUGCGGCCUUGUGGUCGAGAAGUGCUGGCAGCCACGCACUUGGCUGAUAAUUUAGUCAAAACUGUGGGUCGUCUUAGCCAAGGGCCAGCUGAUAUCCUUCCUUCAAGGACUCCUGUUCGUCGAGCACUCGGUCUUGACUUACAAUUACAUGAUGCUAUUGCUGAUGCCGUUGAUAUCCAGUCAUCGUGA
This is a messenger RNA of Mesocestoides corti, 1143 nucleotides long. The record is from the annotation of a GenBank genome assembly. Lineage: Eukaryota; Metazoa; Platyhelminthes; Cestoda; Cyclophyllidea; Mesocestoididae.